Triticum urartu is the source of this 1276-nucleotide messenger RNA. Its product is annotated as transcription initiation factor IIE subunit beta. Gene Ontology annotation, cellular component: transcription factor TFIIE complex. NCBI's taxonomy places the organism in Eukaryota, Viridiplantae, Streptophyta, Magnoliopsida, Poales, Poaceae. Gene Ontology annotation, molecular function: TFIIH-class transcription factor complex binding. Gene Ontology annotation, biological process: transcription initiation at RNA polymerase II promoter. The record is from RefSeq and is a predicted model, not a curated record.
GGACGUCUUCCAACAUCCCUCGCCGCAGUCCCCCACCGCUGCCGCCUAGCACGAGUCCGAGUAGACGCUCCGCUGCCCCGCAUCUCGGCCUCCGUGGCGGUGGCGGGCUGCUCGCCGCCGCCGCCUGCCACCGGCCAUCCUCCUCCCGAGCCCCAUGUUGUCCUGUUGUUCUAUCCUAUUUUGCACUGCUGGUUGUCCUGCUCUUCCAGCUGAUUGCAGUGGUGUUCUUCUCGCAGUUUGAAGAUGGAUUUGAAGGACAGCCUCUCCAGAUUUAAGCAGCAACAGGAGAGGUGCCAGUCAUCUUUGGCCAGCAUAGCUGCAAGCCAAGCUUCAACCACAAAACCAAAGCACAGGGCCCAACCGAUUAAUGCUCCAUCUGCUCCAGCAAGGCCUGCACAACCUAUUAAAUUUUCAAACGAUACAGAAAGGCUGCAACAUAUUAAUUCGAUUAGGAAAUCUCCUGUUGGGGCACAGAUCAAACUUGUCAUUGAACUGCUUUACAAGACAAGACAAGCUUUUACGGCAGAGCAGAUAAAUGAUGCAACUUACGUUGAUAUCAAUGCUAAUAAGGCUGUCUUUGACAGUCUGAGGAAUAACCUCAAAGUACAGUAUGAUGGGAGGCGUUUCUCGUACAAGUCCAAGCAUGAUCUGGAGGGGAAAGAUCAACUACUUGAUUUGAUAAGGUGUCACCAGGAGGGUCUUGCUGUUGUGGAAGUGAAGGAUGCAUACCCAAGUGUGUUGGAAGAUUUGCAGGCUCUGAAGGCAGCAGGUGAAGUUUGGCUGUUGUCAAACAUGGAUUCACAGGAGGACAUUGUUUACCCUAACGAUCCAAAAGUGAAGAUCAAGGUUGAUGAUGACCUGAAGGAGCUCUUCCGUGGGAUUGAGUUACCGCGUGAUAUGGUUGAUAUCGAAAAGGAGCUCCAGAAGAACGGCAUGAAGCCGAUGACCGACACCACCAAACGACGAGCAGCAGCCCAGAUCCAUGGCGUGAAACCCAAGGCUAAGCCUAAGAAGAAGCAACGCGAGAUAACUAAACGGACCAAGCUCACGAAUGCCCAUCUGCCUGAGCUGUUCCAACAUCUUAAAUCUUGAUUGUGCCGUUAUCAGCAACUCCGAUGUAUUUCGUUUCAUCCUACCUCUAGUUAAUGUCAUCACAAUUUUAUGUGUGCCUGCAACCCUAGUUUGUGGUUAUGUGAGCUCCAAGAUCUUGAUCCGAGAGCCCUGUUGUAUGUAGCAUAAUCUGACUUGAAGAGUUUGAGAUUGUUCUUGAUGAUCA